AGUUAGGCUUUUUCACUCCCAACUCCCUGCAAAGAAACAGGAGUGCUAAUCCCGACAAGGCUCCAGGGAGGGAUUAUAAUUCCACGGCUUACCUUGAUGAGUAUACUGAAAUAUUCAAGAUGGGUAGCAACAGUACCAGCAAUGCUGAGACUGACUGCAAUGCUACUAAUGUGACAUUUCAGAACUCCCUUUAUGCAACUACCUACAUCCUCAUAUUCAUCCCCGGUCUUUUGGCCAAUAGUGCAGCCUUGUGGGUUCUGUGCCGCUUCAUCAGCAAGAAAAAUAAAGCCAUCAUUUUCAUGAUCAACCUCUCUGUGGCUGAUCUUGCUCAUGUGCUGUCCUUACCUCUCCGGAUUUACUAUUACAUCAGCCACCACUGGCCCUUCCCGAAGGCCCUUUGCCUGCUGUGCUUCUACCUGAAGUAUCUCAACAUGUAUGCCAGCAUUUGUUUCCUGACGUGCAUCAGCCUUCAGAGAUGUUUUUUUCUCCUCCAGCCCUUUAGGGCCAGAGACUGGAAGCGUAGGUAUGAUGUAGGCAUCAGUGCUGCCAUCUGGAUCAUCGUGGGAACAGCCUGCUUGCCAUUUCCCCUUCUGAGAAGCACCUACUCAUCCAACAACAAUCAGUCCUGUUUUGCUGAUCUUGGUUACAAGAAAAUGAAUACUGUGGCUUUGGUUGGAAUGAUUACAGUUGCUGAGCUGGCAGGAUUUGUGUUCCCAGUAGUUAUCAUUGCAUGGUGUACCUGGAAAACUACUAUAUCCUUGAGGCAGCCACCAAUGGCUUUCCAAGGAAUCAGUGAGAGGCAGAAAGCACUGCGGAUGGUUUUUAUGUGUGCUGCAGUUUUUUUCAUCUGCUUCACUCCUUAUCAUAUUAACUUUAUUUUUUACACUAUGGUGAAGGAAACCAUCAUUAGCAGUUGUCCCAUUGUCCAAAGCACACUGUAUUUCCACCCCUUUUGUCUAUGCCUUGCAAGUCUCUGUUGUCUUUUGGAUCCCAUUCUGUAUUAUUUCAUGGCCUCAGAGUUUCGUGACCAACUAUCUCGCCAUGGCAACUCUGUGACCCGUUCCCGCCUUAUGAGCAGGGAGAGUGGUUCAUCAAUGAUUAGCUAAAAAUAAAAUACCUUUUCAAUUGUGACUUUAGCUAUGUUUUCUAGCUUUUUCCAAAGGCCAGAAUGACCAGCCAGACAAUUUGUUUAAGAAAUUUGUGAACAAUGGAAAUUUUCUUCUGUGAUAAUUGUGGUCACAAGGAUGUAAUGGUGG
Messenger RNA from Puma concolor (puma), 1256 nucleotides. The record is from RefSeq and is a predicted model, not a curated record. Lineage: Eukaryota; Metazoa; Chordata; Mammalia; Carnivora; Felidae.